AAGAAAAUGAAAGUUAAGCGCACUGAAUUUCCCAAUAUAAAUACUCACAUGGAUCAAAGCUAAAUUUUCUCAAGAAACAAAGUAAAAGAAUAAAAGAACAAAGAGAAAAAACAUAUUCUCCUCUGUUUAGAUUCUCAAAUUCUUCUCCUGAAUCUAAACUGAGAACACGAUUGGUCUCUUCUUCUCAUAUAGUUCUGAAGAAGAAAAACCACAAAAUCGUCUCUUUCUUCCGUUCUAUAUUUUUUUUCUUCUUAUUUUUGGUUCCUCACCUCACCAAAAUGGAUUCUUUUAGUACUCAAAAAACUAAAUCAAGAAAGGUAAAGAGGCUUGCGAAAAAGUCUCGUGUUCAGAUAAUUUUGGAUCUGUUUUUCCGGGCGAUUGAGAUAAUUGUGGUCUUGGUUACGGUAUCUAAGCUUUGCUGUCAGCUCGUUAUCACUUUUGAAGACUCUGGUGUCGCUGCGGUUAUUCUCGCAAACCGUAAUCUUGCGUUUGUCAUAGGAAACGCAAUUAUCUUAGCUUUAAUCGCCAAAUCCGGUCUUCUCUUGAGUCAAGAAAUUGAUCCGAAGUGCAUAAGCAACGAUCUUUACGAGGAUUUUGUUCGGGAGAGGUCAAGGAGAGAUGGAAUCUCACGAGCCGAGAUGAGAAACAGAGAAAAACAGAGUGAAGCAGAGCACGAGGUGAAACAGAGCAUAGCCGAAACCAGAGCCAAACAGAGUGAAGCAGAGAAAGAGACCCUGAGCAUAACUGAGAACAUAGCAGAAGAAAGCAUUUCCGACCAGGCGGGGAGACAGAUUGUAGUUGAGAAGAAGACGAGACAUAGCAAACCUGAGAAGGUUACAAAACAGAGCUCCUCGGUGAAGACAGAGAAACAGAGCAUAGUUGAGAAUCAGGAGAUAGCUGUGAAAAAGAUGGAGAAACAGAAAUUGACUGAGAAGAGGCAGAGUCAGAGCUAUCAACGAAGCCGGUCGGAGAAUCUGGAGGGUUCGGAGAAGAGUUCUUGUGGAAGAUUAAGGAGAUCGGAGACGGAUGCGUCGUCUGAUAGAUUUGAUUCCGACGAUGAGCUCCGAUACAAGAUCGAGUCUUUCAUUGCUAGGCAGAGGAGGAAUCAAAUUGAUGAUUAGUUUUCGUAUAAUUAAACUGCAAAAAAAAAAAAAAGUUUAUUAUGCAGAUAUAGCAUUCACGUAUAAAUCUAAGUGUUUGUUAUAAACGGGUAGAAGUAUUUUAAAUCCGUGGCAUAAAAUAUUUGUUUAUCCUUUUUCUGCUGUAUUUCUUUGUAUAAAUUUUUUGGUAAUCCAGUAGUUAUUACAAAAUUUGAAAGCUUUUGUUCUUAUCAACUUAGAUCUUGAAUCAUUUUUUUAUACAUCAUCUAUCUGUAGUGAAAACAAAGAUGAGAUUAGAGAUCCAAACUAAAACAAAUUGCAACUAGUUGUAAUAAAUAUAUAAUUUCUUCGACAAAAUUAAAAUUAAAAAUGUCAGAUUUAGUUUAAUCUAGUAGAUUUUAACUAAUCUCUUCCCAAUGCUCGUUUAAAUUUCAUUUGACUCUACUCCACAGUCGAUUAGCUAAAUUUCAGAUCUACUAACUAUUCACACUUUCCACUAAUUAUUCGAUUUCCAGAAGUCAUGGAUUCUUAUGACCAAGAUUCGUCUCAAGAUAAGGAUUUAAGAGAAGAGCUCAAGAAUCUGAACAGAGAUCUACAGUUCUUGUUGAAGGAAGUAACAAUCGUGGAGAAACCGAUGAUCGGCGACAUAAAUCGAUUAUCGGAACUCAUGGAAUCUUCUCACCAAGGUUCGUGGAAAGUUAGGGAUUUAAGAGAAGAGCUUAAGAAUCUGAGUAGAGAAAGAGAAGAAGCUAAAGAGGCAGAGACUGAAGAGGAGGAAGAGACAGAGAGUGAUACGAUCGAAUACUGGAAGAAGAAGGCUUCACGUUUGGAGAAAUCACUGGAGGAGAGUAGAGAGAGCAAGCUGAGAUUGCUUGAGAUUUUGAAGACUAUGGAGACUCUCAAGACAGGUGAAGGUUUCUCGAGUUUCAUACUUCAGAGCACUCCUCUUAUCAUGGGACAUCAGGAUCAAGAUUUACGGUACAUGUUCCUCUUCAAGCCGUUUCCUAGUUUGAAGGAAGAGGACGUUUUGGGGAAAACAGACUCUGAGAUAUUCGAUGGCGGUGGGGUUAAAGAGUUUGAAGAUUUCAAGAGAGAGGUUCUUGAACGUGGAAGAUCUGCAAAGAGAGAGAUCACGUUCGAGACAGAACUAUUCGGAUCAAAGACGUUUCUGAUAUUUGUUGAGCCUGUUUACAACAAAACUUGCGAGAAAAUCGGCAUAAAUUACAUUGGAAUGGAUGUAACUGAUCAGGUAAGGAAGAGGGAAAAAAUGGCAAAACUUGGAGAAGAGAAUGCAGCGAGAAAGGCAAUGGAAACAGAGCUUCAAAAGACGAUGAACGCUACAGAGGAUAUGAUGAAGGCGAAGAAGAUGCUAGCGACUAAGUCGGGUGAGAUAAGAUCACCAUUGUUGGGAAUUGUGAGCAUGGCUGAGAGAUUUUCUUCCAUUACAAAACUUGAUGAAGAGCAAGGAGAGUUGUUGAGUGAAAUGGUAUCGUCUGUGAAUUCAGUACUUGAGCGAAUAACCGAGUUUCUUGAUCUCUCCAAGGUUGAAUCAGUCAUGGCGGAUACAAUGGUGGCUCAUCCUGAUCGAAAUAAUAAGCUAGAAUUUGAGAUGUCAGAAGAUGACAAGAGAUUAACAAAGCUUUGCUCGCUGAAGAAGAAGGCAAUAAACGCGACGAACAAGUUUAAGCACUCGAUGACAAAGAAAGGUCGAAGGCAUAGCCGUGUGGCGUGUGUCUCAAUCGUUGAUGAAAUCGACACGGAAGAGUUGCAAGCGGUUGAUGCAUUCCGUCAAGCUCUGAUCUUGGAGGAACUUCUUCCCUCUAAACACGAUGAUCAUCAUAUGAUGCUUAGGUUCUUGAGGGCAAGAAAGUUUGAUAUCGAAAAGGCCAAGCAAAUGUGGGCUGAGAUGCUUAACUGGAGGAAAGAAUUUGGCGCAGACACGAUCAUGGAGGACUUUGAUUUCAAAGAAAUCGAAGAAGUGGUUAAGUACUAUCCACAAGGAUAUCAUGGUGUUGACAAGGAAGGAAGACCUAUCUAUAUCGAGAGGCUAUGCGAAGUCGAUGUCACAAAGCUGAUGAAAGUGACCACAAUCGAUAGGUACGUCAAGUACCAUGUGAAGGAGUUCGAGAAAACUUUUAACCUCAAGUUCCCGGCUUGUUCCAUCGCUGCUAAAAGACACAUUGAUCAGAGCACAACGAUCCUGGAUGCUCAAGGCGUGGGGAUUAAUAACUUCAGCAAAGCUGCAAAAGAUCUUCUUAUGAGUAUUCAGAAGAUCGACAACGAUAACUACCCUGAGACUCUGAACCGUAUGUUCAUCAUCAAUGCUGGUUAUGGGUUUAGGCUUCUAUGGAGCACAGUUAAAUCUUUCCUUGACCCAAAGACUACAGCCAAGAUUCACGUUCUUGGCAACAAAUACCAAAGCAAGCUGCUAGAAAUCAUUGAUGCCACGUGA
Molecule: messenger RNA, 3552 nt
Organism: Thlaspi arvense
Lineage: Eukaryota; Viridiplantae; Streptophyta; Magnoliopsida; Brassicales; Brassicaceae
Source: the annotation of a GenBank genome assembly